CAUAUACAUGUGUCUUUGUAUAUCUAUAUAUUUUGGAAAAAGAAAAGAAAAACAGAGGAAGUGCUCUGUUUUCUCUGUUUUUUUGUAUGAUAUAAGAGAUAUUCACAUAAAGCCUACAACUUUGCAGCAUCAAAAUCUUGGGUUUUGGCUAUUAUGGCUGAUAAAGAAGAAGCCAUGCAUGCUGUUUUGACAGAAGCUGUUGAUUUGGAAAAUGUGCCAAUUGAGGAAGUGUUUCAAACUUUGAGGUGUGAUUCAAAUGGACUCACAACAAAGGCUGCUGAGGAGAGAUUGGCUAUCUUUGGUCACAACAAACUUGAGGAGAAGCAGGAAAGCAAGUUUUUGAAGUUUUUGGGAUUUAUGUGGAAUCCUCUUUCAUGGGUGAUGGAAGCUGCAGCAAUCAUGGCUAUUGCUUUGGCCAAUGGAGGAAAUAAACCACCCGAUUGGCAAGACUUCGUUGGUAUCAUCACACUCCUUAUAAUCAAUUCCACAAUAAGUUUCAUCGAGGAGAAUAAUGCUGGUAAUGCUGCUGCAGCUCUCAUGGCUCGCCUAGCGCCAAAAGCUAAGGUCCUUCGAGAUGGGAGAUGGGUGGAGGAAGAUGCUAGCAUUCUUGUUCCAGGUGAUAUAAUUAGUGUUAAGCUAGGUGAUAUUAUCCCUGCGGAUGCUCGUUUGCUUGAAGGUGAUCCAUUGAAGAUUGAUCAGUCUGCACUUACAGGCGAGUCUCUUCCGGUUACAAAAGGACCUGGUGAUAGUGUUUAUUCAGGCUCUACAUGCAAGCAAGGAGAGAUAGAAGCUGUUGUUAUUGCGACUGGAGUUCAUACCUUCUUUGGCAAGGCUGCUCAUUUAGUUGACUCCACAAAUCAAGUCGGGCAUUUUCAGCAGGUCCUAACUUCAAUUGGGAACUUUUGCAUAUGUUCAAUUGCUAUUGGAAUGAUUGUUGAGAUCAUUGUCAUGUAUCCAAUUCAACACAGGAAAUAUCGUCCUGGAAUCGACAAUCUACUUGUGCUUCUCAUUGGUGGAAUUCCUAUUGCCAUGCCUACUGUUUUGUCAGUCACAAUGGCAAUUGGAUCACACCGCUUAGCUCAGCAGGGCGCUAUAACUAAAAGAAUGACAGCAAUAGAAGAGAUGGCGGGUAUGGACGUAUUGUGCAGCGACAAAACUGGAACUUUGACUUUGAAUAAACUAUCUGUUGACAAGAAUCUUAUUGAGAUUUUUACUAAAGGAGUUGACGCAGAUACCGUUGUUCUCAUGGCUGCUCGGGCUUCCAGAGUGGAAAACCAAGAUGCUAUAGAUGCUGCUAUUGUCGGGAUGCUAGGUGAUCCAAAAGAGGCAAGGGCUGGUAUUCAGGAGGUUCACUUUCUUCCCUUCAAUCCUACUGACAAGCGGACGGCUCUAACUUAUAUAGACAGCGAAGGUAAAAUGCAUCGUGUCAGCAAAGGUGCGCCGGAGCAGAUUUUGAAUCUUGCACAUAAUAAGUCAGAGAUAGAACGUAGAGUUCAUGCUGUCAUUGAUAAAUUUGCCGAGCGAGGGUUGCGGUCUCUUGCUGUAGCCUACCAGGAAGUUCCUGAUGGAAAGAAAGAAAGCCAAGGAAGGCCUUGGCAAUUUACCGGGCUCAUGCCUUUAUUCGAUCCACCUAGACAUGAUAGUGCAGAGACGAUAAGUAGGGCAUUAAAUCUUGGUGUAAAUGUUAAAAUGAUAACAGGUGAUCAACUAUCAAUAGCGAAAGAAACAGGACGCCGUCUAGGAAUGGGAACUAACAUGUACCCUUCAUCAGCUUUACUAGGCCAGAACAAGGAUGAAGGAAUUGGCCUCUUACCAGUUGAUGAUUUGAUCGAAAAAGCUGAUGGAUUUGCCGGUGUUUUUCCUGAACACAAAUAUGAGAUCGUGAAACGCUUGCAAGCUAGGAAACACAUAUGUGGAAUGACCGGUGACGGCGUUAAUGAUGCUCCUGCUCUUAAGAAAGCAGAUAUUGGAAUAGCUGUUGACGAUGCAACUGAUGCAGCUCGUAGCGCUUCCGACAUUGUUCUAACUGAACCAGGUCUCAGUGUUAUCAUUAGUGCCGUGCUGACAAGUCGAGCUAUAUUCCAAAGAAUGAAGAAUUACACAAUUUAUGCAGUUUCGAUCACAAUCCGUAUUGUGCUUGGUUUUAUGUUACUGGCACUCAUAUGGCAAUUUGAUUUUCCACCAUUCAUGGUGCUGAUUAUUGCUGUUCUUAAUGAUGGUACUAUUAUGACAAUAUCCAAGGAUAGGGUAAAGCCAUCUCCAUAUCCAGAUAGCUGGAAGCUGGCAGAGAUAUUUACCACUGGAAUAAUUCUUGGUGGUUAUUUGGCUAUGAUGACAGUUAUUUUCUUUUGGGCAGCAUAUAAAACAGAUUUUUUCCCUAGCACAUUUGGGGUCUCAAGUCUUCAGAAAAAGGAUAGGGAUGACAUUAGAAAGCUUGCCUCAGCAAUAUAUCUACAAGUUAGUACUAUUAGUCAGGCCCUUAUAUUUGUAACGCGGUCGCGGAGUUGGUCUUUUGUUGAGCGACCGGGUUUGUUACUUGUAGCAGCUUUUGUUAUUGCUCAACUGAUAGCUACAUUGAUUGCAGUUUAUGCAAAUUGGAGUUUUGCUGCAAUUGAAGGGAUUGGAUGGGGUUGGGCUGGUAUUGUUUGGCUUUAUAAUCUCAUCUUUUAUAUUCCACUUGAUUUUAUCAAGUUCAUAAUUCGAUACAUAUUGAGCGGCCGGGCUUGGGAUCUUGUUUUUGAACAAAGGAUUGCCUUUACAAGGAAGAAAGAUUUUGGAAAGGAAGAGCGCGAACUUAAAUGGGCGCAUGCGCAGAGAACACUUCAUGGUCUUCACCCGCCAGAGACCAAGAUGUUCAGCGAACGCACAAAUUAUACAGAGCUUAAUCAGAUGGCUGAAGAAGCUAAAAGACGAGCGGAAAUUGCAAGAAUUAGAGAGUUGCACACACUCAAGGGCCAUGUUGAGUCAGUGGUUAGACUGAAGGGUCUUGACAUUGACACAAUACAACAAGCAUACACUGUAUAAAAUGUAUCUCUAUGCUUCUGUUAGUGGUGUGAUGAGUAUAUAUAGGGCAUAAAAUCGCACCGACAUUUUAGAUUGAAGGCGUGUCUGAGGUGUUUGACACCACCAACAUAUCUUGUUACAAUAACACCGAGUUACUUCCAUCUCAAAUUAUUAAUGGUGUCGUCGUGUGUGUAGUGUCUAUGUUAAUGCUUCAUGGGACAACUUAUGCUUCACCUUGCAAUCUAUAUGCUUGUUUCUUGCAA
Messenger RNA from Medicago truncatula (barrel medic), 3266 nucleotides. RefSeq names its product ATPase 11, plasma membrane-type. Gene Ontology annotation, cellular component: membrane. Gene Ontology annotation, biological process: proton export across plasma membrane. The record is from RefSeq and is a predicted model, not a curated record. Gene Ontology annotation, molecular function: P-type proton-exporting transporter activity; ATP hydrolysis activity; ATP binding. Bases 154 to 3024 code for a protein of 956 amino acids. The transcript has 21 exons. NCBI's taxonomy places the organism in Eukaryota, Viridiplantae, Streptophyta, Magnoliopsida, Fabales, Fabaceae.